AUGGCUUGCAAAUUGCUGCUCAUCAAGAACUCUUCCUCUAUAACGAGAACAACAAAGACCAGUUUGUCAAGAUGUUACGUUCUUUCCUUGGAAGCAGACGGUCAUCGGGUGGUCCAAAGACAAGGAGACGCAGACACGGACAUUGUUUCUGAAACGCUCAAAUUAGCUAUUCUAUUUCAUCUGCUUUUCUUCCUCUCAAUUCCUUUUCUUCCAUCCGUUUGCUUUGUAAUUGUCUCUAAUUUUCUCCGACAUUUGUCUGAGUCGGCUCGCCUUCAUAUUUCCAUAUUUUAUUUCUUUCUUUGUAUCAACCUUAUCUACUUUUUCUUUCUUUCUUUUCUUUAUUUGAUAUUUCGUUCCCCUUUCUUUUCUUUCUUUUUAAUUGGCUAUCUUUCCUUUUAUAUCGUCACAUUUUCCAUUGUCCUAAUUUCUCUUUUUUUAUUUUUUCUUCCUAAUCAUUUUUCCUUCUCUUGUCCCAUUUCAUUCAAUAUUCUUUAUUUCUCCUUAUGUUCCUGCUUCUCUCUUUUUUUUUCACCCUAUUUUAUUUAUUCCCUUCUCUCCUCUUCCCCCGUUUUCUUUUAUAAACAUCUUUGGGGUUUUUUUUCCACUAGUUUCUCUUUUACUCCCACUACCGCUUUCCUUAUUUCUCCUCUCAUUUCUUCAUCUGAAUUUUCUUAA
This is a messenger RNA of Acanthosepion pharaonis, 675 nucleotides long. NCBI's taxonomy places the organism in Eukaryota, Metazoa, Mollusca, Cephalopoda, Sepiida, Sepiidae. The record is from the annotation of a GenBank genome assembly.